Messenger RNA from Fonsecaea multimorphosa CBS 102226, 1995 nucleotides. RefSeq lists its product as uncharacterized. The record is from RefSeq and is a predicted model, not a curated record. The coding region runs from base 1 to 1995 and encodes 664 amino acids. The transcript is spliced from 2 exons. Lineage: Eukaryota; Fungi; Ascomycota; Eurotiomycetes; Chaetothyriales; Herpotrichiellaceae. Gene Ontology annotation, molecular function: peptidase activity. Gene Ontology annotation, biological process: protein modification by small protein removal.
AUGGAGGUUCAGCUGUACAUCUACGACCUGUCACAGAACAAAGCUAAUGGCAUCAAGGGCCUCGCCCGUCAAUUCUCUCGAGCCUUGACCGGCAUUCACAUCGACGCCGUCUAUCACACGGCCAUUGUCUUCAACAAUGUCGAGUAUUUCUUCGGCCAGGGCAUUCACCGGAAAGUCCCUGGCUCAACUCAUCAUGGUCGACCGAUGAAGAUUGUGAGUUUGGGCCAGACGCAACUGCCCCUUGAUGUCGUCGACGAGUACAUCGAGUCGCUAGAGGCAAUCUACACGCCCGAAUCGUAUGAUUUGUUUUUAAACAAUUGCAACAACUUCACGCAGGAUCUCGCCAUGUUUCUCGUCGGCAAGAGCAUUCCGGACGAGAUUCGGAGCCUCCCGCAGACAUUCUUGAAUACCCCUAUCGGACAGAUGUUGCGAGGCCAGAUUGAUGAGUCGAUGAGAACCAUGACCCAGGCACCUGAUGCUGUCGCAGGCCAAAAUGCUGGUGGCACUCAGUCGGUUAUGCAGAAAACUUCCACAGCGGACGCCUUUACCUCUUCAUUACCGAAUGGUCCAUCCCACAAACUCACCGCUCCCGCGAUUAUCAAUGCCCAACCACCGGCUGACAGUCCGGGAAAGGUCCACAACAUCACCACUCUUUCGGAACUGGAUUCCCUGCUUUCCUCGGCCUCACACUCUUGCGCCGUAAUAUUCUUCACCUCGGCGACAUGCCCUCCCUGCAAAAUCGUCUACCCUACCUAUGAUGACUUGGCUGCCGAAGCAGGCACGCUUUCCGGCGCAAAGUUGAUCAAGAUUGACAUUUCGGCAUCCCCUUCUGCCCAUGCAGUCGCACAACGAUACAGUAUCCGUGCCACACCGACAUUUAUAACGUUCCUUAGGGGAGAGAAGCAGGAUGAAUGGGCCGGUGCGAAUCCGGCGCAACUAAGAGGCAAUGUCCAGUUAUUGUUGCAGAUGGUGAGGCCGCCGCAGCAUCAGCAUUCGAAGUUAAGGUUACCUUCGUUUCAACGUGUCAUUGACACACCGAUUCUCUAUACGAAGACACCGCCGCUAGAAAAGCUACUUGGGAAGCUAGGCAGAGCGUUCUCAGAUGAUAAAUCGGUGCAGGACCUCGUGAGCUACAUCAAAACGCGCGAUGCAAAGGGCAUGACGGAAGCCGCACUGCCAGAUCUACACGCCUUCGGCGAACACAUUGCCUCGACGUUUACAAGCCUUCCGAAAGAGAGCCUAUUUGCAGCGAUCGACCUCGUCCGUGUUGCGGCCGCCGAUCCCCGUGUGGCAAGUUUUCUUGCCGCUGAACGCGAAUAUCGCACGCUUUCAACGCUUUUCAAUACAGUCCAGACCUCACAAGGAGGUGACUUCGCAAAUGCGCCGUACAACAUCCAAUCCGUCACUCUCCAACUUGGGUGCAACUUGUUCUCCUCCAAUAUCUUCCAGGAGCAGAUCUUUCAUUCGGGCUCCUCGCCGUCUCCUUCUACCAGCAGCGGGGUCCUGAAAGAAAAGCUCGAAGAACUGGCGGCGCAGUGCCUCCUAUCACCACAUCUAAAUUCGAGGUCUUUGGCUGCGGUGUUGGUGUACAAUCUUGCGAGUUGGACGCAUAAUGCGCGGAUGCACGCGCACAGCAGCUUCCACUCUUCGUCAUCAGCCGAGACACCUGCCGAAGAAGGAGGAGGAGCCGUGAGCGACGACCUCGCCGCCGCUUUGCUCGAGAGCAUUUCGUCCUUGGCAACACUCACUGCCACCGUCCCAACUACGACCACGACUGCUUCGGGUGGAGGCGGUAAUCUCAAUACACUCCACGCCCUCCUGCUCAGCCUCGGCAUGCUGCUCUACUCAGCCCCCGCCGGGGACAUGCUUUGGGAUCUGUGUCGGGCGAUGGAGCUCAAGGAUGUCCUGAAGGAGCUUGGGAAGAGGGACGAUUGCAGAGGAGAGAAGCUGCUGAAAGAAGUUGGGGAGGAAUUGCUGGGCAAAGGCGGGUUUUGA